CGGCGGUGGCGGUGCGGCCCGCGGGCCCGGCGGCCAUGGCGGCCAUGGCGGAGGGGGCGCCCGAGUACGAGUCGGCGGAGCUGUGCACGCGCGCGUUCCGCGUGGGCGCGCUAGGCCGCGGGUGGCGGCGGCAGCUCGGCCCGCCCGACCUCUCACUGGCGGCGGCGCAGGAGGAGAAGGAGGAGACGGACGCGGCCGUGGCGGCGGAGCUGGGCUGUGCGGCGGACACGGCGGCCGAGCUGCGUGCCGUCUGCAGCAUUGAUAUGUUAAUGUCUUCUGAUAAAGAAGAGGACCCAGAUGUUAUUUCUGAAGAUAGCAGUCUGCUAACUCUUCGAAUUAGAAAGAAGGCCUUAGAGAGGAGAGAAGAAACAAUUAUUGUGGAUCGAGCUUGCAGACAAGAAACUCUUGCCUAUGAGAUGGAGUCACAUGCAAUUGGAAAGAGGCCAGACAAUCCAACAGAUAUAGUCGAGGAAGGAGAACUACUUUUAACUCUGAACAUCUUCUAUCCUGUUAUAUUUCAGAAGCAUAAAGAUCACAAACCCUAUCAAACAGUCCUUGUACUGGGCAGCCAGAACCUCACUGAGCUGAGAGACUCGAUUUCUUGUGUCAGUGACCUCCAGAUAGGUGGUGAGUUCAGUAGUCAGCCAGACCAAGCACCAGAACACAUCAGCAAGGAUCUCUACAAAUCUGCUUUCUUCUAUUUUGAAGGCAUCUUCUAUAAUGAUAGAAGAUACCCAGAGUGCAGAGAUCUGAGCAGAACAGUUAUAGAGUGGUCAGAAUCUCAUGACAGAGGCUAUGGAAAUCUUCAGUCUGUUAAAAUGGAGGACUAUGUAUUUAAUGAUGUGUCCCUUAAAAUUGGCUUUCCAUACCUUUUCUGCCACCAAGGGAACUGUGAGCACAUAAUUAUAAUCACAGAUAUAAGGCUCAUUCAUCAUGAUGACUGUCUGGACAGGAACCUAUAUCCCUUGCUAAUCAAGAAACACUGGCUAUGUACCAGAAAAUGCUUUGUGUGCAAAAUGUACACAGCAAGGUGGGUAACCAACAGAGACAGUCUGGCACCAGAGGAUCCUUGUUUCUUCUGUGAUGUUUGUUUUCGGAUGCUCCAUUAUGAUGCAGAAGGCAAUAAACUGGGGGAGUUUCUUGCAUAUCCUUAUGUUGAUCCUGGGAUUUUCAACUGAAACUGCCAUGUGCCAGAGUGAAUUCAGUGAAAACUACAUUGUUGAAUCUGUUGCUCUGGCUGUUAAAACCACUGGAGAGCUUGAGUUUUGAGCAUACUGCUGGGUUUUGGGUUAGGUUUGUAACCCUCUGCCCUGAGGUGGAAGGAGCCCUUUGCACUUGAAGUCUUUCUGUUAUGCUUUCUAAGUAUGAUUGUAAAAGCUAAGUCAGCAUGGAAAAAUAUAAUACACUUUUACAAUAUUACAGCGUUUUGGAGACUAUGGACAAAAAAUAGAUGUUUAAGAAGAGAACGCCUGGCAAAAGAGCCAUGAUUUUGAGGAGUUCUGUGCAUCCAAGGAUCUGUAAACCUCCCAGGAUGAGAACAUGGACAUCUUACCUUGAAAACUCAUCAUCUAUGAAUAGGGGGGCAGGGCACUGAAUUUGUAGGGAGGAGAAUGCUUUCUGAGAAAGCAGCUCAGAAUUACGGUUAAAUUCUUGGAUCUUGCCUGCAAAUGGGGGUGCUUGCAAUCUGUAAGCUACUGCUGUCCAUGGUUUGUGACUCUGAGGACUCAUUCUGUGAAGAAUAAACUACAUUUCACUGAUUAAUGAACUGUAGCCUGCCUUUCAAAUAAUUUUGUUAACUGUUUACAGUGCACAGUGUUCACUGUGCACUUUUUUUGAAGUAUUCUGUUACUGUAAGUAAUGAUGUUUUUUAUUAAAAUGUGACCAAUUUGUA
Pseudopipra pipra is the source of this 1891-nucleotide messenger RNA. It is a transcript of the gene SNAPC3, whose product is annotated as small nuclear RNA activating complex polypeptide 3. The transcript is spliced from 9 exons. The record is from RefSeq and is a predicted model, not a curated record. Gene Ontology annotation, cellular component: snRNA-activating protein complex. Gene Ontology annotation, biological process: snRNA transcription by RNA polymerase II; snRNA transcription by RNA polymerase III. Gene Ontology annotation, molecular function: RNA polymerase II cis-regulatory region sequence-specific DNA binding; core promoter sequence-specific DNA binding; RNA polymerase III type 3 promoter sequence-specific DNA binding. The coding region runs from base 36 to 1178 and encodes 380 amino acids. Lineage: Eukaryota; Metazoa; Chordata; Aves; Passeriformes; Pipridae.